AUGAAGAAGUAUCCAAGGCUUUUAAGUGUUUUGAAGAAGUAUGGCAUAAAGAAGACUAAGAUUCCAUGCAUUCAAUUCCACUCCAAUCUUACUCCAAUCUUACAAUCGCUUGCUGACACAGAGAUGGCUCAACCAAGUGUACAGUUAGCCUCAAUCGACGAGGAUAAGUCAUUAAGUCAGCAUACGCAGCAGGAUAUCAAAAUUACUGUAUCACAAACUCACUCAAAACCGUGUCCAGAUCUACUUAAUGGGCCUAGAAAAGAUUACAUCACCACUGGUAUCCCUCUAUACGAAGCAUCAAUUAAAGGUGAUUGGAAAGCUGCUAAAGCCAUUCUUGAUAAAAGGCUCGAGUUGGUAAGGUAUAGUAUCACUGAAAAUGGCGAAACAGCACUUCAUGUUGCAGCAUCAGCAAAAAGCACCAAACAGGUUGAAGACUUCUUGGAAAAUCUGAUAGAAUACAUGGAUAAAACAGACCUGGAACUUGAGAACAACAGUUCCAACACUGCCCUCUGUUUAGCAGCUGCAGCUGGAAAUGUUAAAAUGGUUAAGAUUAUGGUGAAAAAGAACAAAGCCUUGGUUGCAAUCACUGGUAGUCAACACAUGACUCCACUGUAUAUGGCUGCCUUGUUUGGACAUUAUGAGGUGGUGAAGUUUCUGUAUGAUAAUUCCCAGAAUUUGCACGAUGAUUGUUGGACACCUCAAAACCGAGGUUGGCUUCUUCUGAAAUGUGUUGAGACUGAUAUGUUUGAUAUUGCACUAAAGAUAGUGCAAGAGCAUCCAGACCUUCGUAGUAGUGGAAGUGUGCUUGGAGUUUUAGCUAAAAAGGCUGAUGUAUUUGCUGAAACGGAAUCUAAUAUCUUUAAGAAAACCUUCAAUUGGGUGAUUAAUCCAAAGAAGCAAGUUCUAGAAAGGGAAAGCAAAGCAAAAGCACUGGAAUUACUGACACUCAUUUGGGAAAAUAUUUCUGAGAAGCCAAGGAAUGAAAUUGAUGCCAUAAUCAGAGGCCCCCCUGAUCCUCCUGUUAAGCCAGAUGACAAGUCACCCUCUGACAAAGAAGAACAAACUUUUGAACUACUAAAACGAAUUUCUGAUGGAAUCGACAAAAUGCCAUUUGAAAUCCGAAACUUAAUCAAAGAUUCCCCCCCUGUAAUUCGUCCAAAUGUACAAAUUCGGGGAAAUCCAACUAAAAAGUACUCCGCCCGAAUAAUAUUUGUUGCUGCAGAAAUGGGGAAUACAAGAUUUAUCAUCGAGCUUAUACGCAAGUAUCCUGAUUUAAUAUGGAAAGUAAAUGAUAACAAUCAAAGUAUAUUUCACACUGCUGUUAAACAUCGUCACGAGGGUAUCUACAACUUAUUAUACGAGAUAGGCUCAAUGAAGGAUCUCAUAACUCCUCUCAAAGAUAAAAAUGACAAUAACAUGUUGCAUUUAGUUGGGAAAAGUGCUAAGAAAAAACGACUUGAGGACGUGUCAGGAGUUGCUUUACAGAUGCAACGUGAACUAUUGUGGUUUAAGGAAGUAGAGAACAUGAUUCCACCUUCUUAUCGCGAACGAAGGAACAAAGAAGGUCUAACACCACAUGAAUUAUUCACCAGAGAACACAAAGAGUUGGUCAAACAAGGUGAGGACUGGAUGAAAGACACCGCUAGUCAAUGUAUGGUGGUUGCCGCCCUUAUUGCCACCAUAGUAUUCGCUGCAGCUUUUACAGUGCCAGGUGGAUACGAUCAGGAUGAUGGUAUCCCUUACUUUAAACGGAAAGGAACCUUUAUAGCUUUCGUAGUGUCAGAUGCUGUGUCUUUGUUCUCAUCUUCAGCUUCAAUCCUCAUGUUCUUAUCUAUCCUCACAUCUCGUUAUGCUGAACGUGAUUUCUUGGAAUCGUUACCCAAAAAGCUUAUGAUAGGUUUAGCGACGCUUUUUCUCUCGAUAACAACCAUGAUGAUUGCUUUUAGUGUCAGCUUCUUUGUUUUAUAUCAUAAGGAUUUGAAGUGGAUACCGAUUCUUAUUGCCUUUUUUGCUACUAUGCCGGUUCUCUUAUUUGCUACGUUGCAAUUUCCUUUGUGGAAAGAUAUAUUUCGGUCGACGUAUGGUUCUAGAUACCUCUUUCGGCCCAAGAAACAGGUUCUUUACUAUGAAGACUCCAUGUCUAAUCAUCGGUGGUGGUUUCCGUUUAGAGUACCUUUGAUUUCAAAAUGCACUUCGAAAAUAUUGAAAUUGUUGUAAAGUGUAAAAGUUCUAGUUGUAAUAUUAUUUGAUAAUUGUUAUUAUGGUUUUGUUUGAUUCCAUAAGAUGAGACAUAACGAUAUAACAAUAUGUAUAUGUAUGGUUUUGUAUCUUUCAAC
Lactuca saligna is the source of this 2336-nucleotide messenger RNA. NCBI's taxonomy places the organism in Eukaryota, Viridiplantae, Streptophyta, Magnoliopsida, Asterales, Asteraceae. The record is from the annotation of a GenBank genome assembly.